This is a messenger RNA of Orussus abietinus, 3277 nucleotides long. RefSeq lists its product as uncharacterized. The record is from RefSeq and is a predicted model, not a curated record. Lineage: Eukaryota; Metazoa; Arthropoda; Insecta; Hymenoptera; Orussidae. The transcript has 2 exons. The coding region runs from base 385 to 1227 and encodes 280 amino acids.
UCCGUUAUGAAAUUCGACGAUAAUAAUAUUUAUGACAUAGUCUAAAGUCUCAUGAGUAAUCAUAUUCAUGUGAUGUCCAGAAUUUAAAUUACUGUUUCUGCUUAUACGUUUAAAUUAAACAAAGCAUUUCUGAUGAUCAAAAGUUUACAAACACUUGUACUGGUACAAGUAUGAUCUUACUUCAAAAAUAGAGGUAUGGCUAUAUUUACAGCAGUUUGAAACAAUAAAAAUAAAAUAUGGGAAUGUACCAUGUUUCAUAGCAAAAGCUAAUACGUUGACAAGUGAUAAAAAUAAUUAACAGCAAUUCUACAUAGUUUUGGAUUUGUGUUCACCUUUGGUAGAAGGUGGUACAAGUGUCAGUUUAUUGAAGCAAAACCAACCACUAUGGUGAAGAAACGGGGUAUUGUGUGGAAUUAUUAUAAUAAGAAAGUUGAUGGAUCUCAAGUUAUUGCAUUUUGCAAGUUCUGUGAUCAGUCAUAUAUACAAAAUGCAACGCGUAUGGAAAGACACAUGGAGAGAUGUUCGAAAUGUCCCGAAGAUGUCAGACAGCGAUUCAUUCAAGUGGCUCAUAAUAAAAAGACGAAAGCAAGUAUCCUUGGUAUCAAGGUGAGCGAUCCAUGGACAAAGCAGGAAUCCUCGAUGGAACAAACUACUAUUACUGACACCGAGUUAGAAGAUUUGGAUGAUUGGAGCUAUAGAAAUCAACCAUAUUCAGAUGGUGCUCCUGGUGGGCUACAACAAAACAUAGAAUUGGUUAUGCAACCUGGUGAUCAGGUGUGGAUAAAUCGUGAUUCAGAAGAACAAAAUAAUGAAGGAGAUUCCAAUGUCGUGAACAGAGAAUGGGAAGCAACCCGCAGCGUUGCAGAAGUAACUCCAACUGCUGAAAAUCAAGAACGAGCCAACAUAGCUCACCAAAGGAAAUCUCAAACACCAAGAAGGAUCUCUCAGUGGCCACUUAUUUCUAGUCGAGUUACUGACUGUUCUCCUCUGCAAAGUAAAAUUUAUCAAGAACAGCUCCUUGAAAGACGGGCAUUAAGACGUGCUGCGGAAUUGGAAUUGCGUCGCAAAACUUUAGAAUUUGAAAGAUUUCAAUGGGAGUAUGAAAGAGACAAAGCACAUAGCGAUUUACGCUGGGCUCAUGAAACUCGAAUGAUGCAGCUCAAGGAAGAGCGAGAGCGACAGUUAAUCGAACAAGGCAGGACUCGUGGCUUAUCACAUGUCAUGUAACUGUUCAGAGAAACAGUGACAUUCAUUUUGAUAAUCAUAUUAAUAUGCGUGAUCGUCAUGUCUAUCAAAAUUAUUUUUAAGCUUCCUAAUGUUUAUUCUGAAUGUAAGUUUUUUUAUCUGGGAACGAAAUUGCACAUAUUUAUGUCUGCUAACCCGAAUUUUAUGUCUAGUACAUGGUUUUCCAUGUAGAUUACAAAAUCAAGAUUUUGUAGAUUACAAAAUUAAGAUGUAAACAUGGGGUUCAUUGUUCAGUGUAUAGUUAUAUUGAAAAGCAGAAAAUAUAAUAAUUUGAUUUGUAUUUUGUACACUUAAAUAUCUUACUGUUUAAUUGCGGAAUUUCAGCAAUAUUGUUGAGGAAAUUCGUUUCUUAUUAUAUUUUGUUAGAGAAGUAAUUCAAAUUAAGUGAAUUGUGAAUAAUAAUUACAUAUCGGAAAAUAAAUAAACGAUAUUAAAUUAUUUGUUUCCAACAAAUUACUGAAUCAUUGUAUAAGAAGUCAUACACGGAUUCAUUGGAUUACAGUAAUAACCAUCUGAUUAGUAAUGGUUUGGUAAAUGCAUACAUUUUUUGUAAGAUUCGUCAAUAAUUCUUUCUACAAAAGCCUAUAUUAAAACAAAAUUGAAUUUAAAAAUACCUCAUCGAUAAGUUGUACAAAAAUUCUUACCGAUACUCACAAGGACCAUAUUUGCUCAAAUUAAUGUCUUGAGUUUUAUUGAAAUAUGAAUGACAGAUAGAAAUAAUAGAAUGACCAAUAGAAGCGCUAUUCUAAGUCCCUUAUGAAAAUGAAUGUAAACGUUUAUAACAUGUAUGAGAAACCUAAACGUGUGACAGGUUUUUAUUUCUGUAUAAUAUUUCGGUUACAUUUGUUCUAUAUUAGCUUACCAUUAUGUGAUAUAAUGCUUUGAAACACAACAAAAAUAAAACGAAUUGCUUCUUGCCUUGCUAUUUGACAUUUCUUUGACAUGAGCCAGCUCAUAUAUUGAGUUCUUUUUUAGCGGACAAAUGUAAUAUAUGUUUUGGAGUAUUUAGAAAACUAUAUCGUAAAUUGAUAUAUUUUAACAUGAUUAUGGAAUUGUUUAAAUCAUGGUAAUUUUUAUUAGCUUGUAAAUUAAAACUAAUGUGUUUGUACAUUAAAUGUGGAGUAAUUGGUCAUAGUUCUGUCAAUCAUUGCGUCUUUUAGAACUUAUCAAUUUACAUCAAUAUUGAAAAUAAAUGAUCAUUCAAUUUGGAAUCAUGUAAUGGUAGUCAGAUUUUUUACUUUAAAAUAUUUUCGAAUCCUGAAUGUCAUUUCUUUUCUGGAAUUUCGUAUAUAAAAAAAAAAAUGAGUAAAACGAAAUCUAAUUAAUGUAGUUCAUUGUUCAUAAAUUUUACAUAUCUCCUUGAUAUGUGAGUGGACUAUUCUGAGCUAUUUUUAAGAACCGUGAACAAUUUAUUCGUAUACAUCCUAUGCUUCAUUGGUGACUUUAAAAAAUUUAAUUUGUAUCGUUGAAUUAUAAAAAUCCAAUCUACAACUAUGUUAAAGUAAAUGCAUUAUUUAAAUAUUGUACCAUGACAGAUAAGGAUAUUCGGGGGUAACGUGGCAUAGAUACAAGGUAAUUGAUUGUCGAUACAGAACAAGUACAAUGCGAUACUCAGACAAUGGAAAAAUAAUAACUGCUCUUUCAAUAUACAAAGAGAAAUACACCAAGUGUAUUUUAUACACAAAAUGUAGUAAAUCUUGUUGUGUAAUAACAAGAUUCACUCGUUCGAUCGUUAUACAUAUAAAACUGAAACAUCAUUCUCUGUGUUAGGUGCACAUGUAGAGUUUAAGAUAAAGCAUUUCUAAUAGUGAAUGCGAGUAAGUUUAACGUUUAUUUUAAAUUGUCAGUAAACAUAUAACGUAUGAAGAAAAUAAUUUCUAGCUAACGUAAUAACUUACAUAUAAGUGACUAAAAUAUUACUAAUAAGAUGCUCGUGUAUAGUUUUGUAUACAUUUAAAUACAAACAUAUUGAGAACACGUACAAGUAUAAGAGCCUGUGCUUUUUUGCAACGCAGCACCUUUUCGUUGGUUA